Miscanthus lutarioriparius is the source of this 1266-nucleotide messenger RNA. The record is from the annotation of a GenBank genome assembly. NCBI's taxonomy places the organism in Eukaryota, Viridiplantae, Streptophyta, Magnoliopsida, Poales, Poaceae.
AUGGCCGACGGCGCCCACAACGACGACUGCGCCGACGGGCAAGGGAUCUACGACUCGUUCCUUGUGCCGGACGGCUUCGAUGACGACGUCCUCUACUUACUGGACAUGAACGGCGGCAUGGACCCGCCGCCGCCGCCACUGCAGGCAGCACCGGCGGAGCAAAGCGCCAUCGCAGCAGGUCCUUCCGGCGACAAUAAUCUCCUAGAGUGGCCGCCACCGACGCUGGACUACAUCAACGACUCCGUCGACAACAACGCUCCUACACACAGUGCCCUGCUAGCCGACGAUCCUACAAGCGGUGCGCAAGACGUCGGCAAUGCAGCAGGUACGUCGGCGACCGCACCAAGGUCGUCGUCGCGCUCUGCCGUGCACCAGAACGCGUCGCUAGACUGCACCGGCUGCCAGGUUCUUCGAGAAGUUGUGCACUGCAACGGGCUUGAAGCCACAAAGUUUAGUAUCCAUGGGAUCGCCGCCGGCGUGUUCCACCAUGCAACCCUAGAGGUGUAUCGCAUAGACUCCAACGGCCUGGCAGCGACAAUGACAACACAAAUGACGCAUCAGUCCUACGUCGAUUUCAGGGGCCGGGACUACGUGUGGGUAAAGCACUACCUGACGGACUACGCGCAGCAGCGUGCUGGCGGCGGCUACGUCGUCCUGCAGGACUCGAUCUCGGCGUUCCAGGAUGCCCUGUGCACCAGGAUGAUCGUCUGCGGUGGCCAUACCGACGACGACCAUCGUGAAGCAGUAGCACCAGAGAUUAAUGGUGGCCACACCGGUGACCACCGUGAAGCAGUGGCACUAGAGACUAAUGGCGGCCACCAACGAGUAUUCGCCUGUCCUGCUGAUGACGGCGCUGUGCAGCGUGCUAUGGUCGAGCAGGGCAACGACGUGCCAGCAGAAGCGCCUGCUGCAGGGCCAUCUAAACCAGUUGCUAAGGAGCAAGGACGACGAUCAUCAGAGACUCGCCCGGCUGCCAAGACUGCAGUCGCGAUCCAGAGGGAGAGAGCGAGCAAUCUGCAGCUGGACGACAUUGCGCGCUACUUCCACCUCCCGAUGGUGGAGGCUGCCAAGGAACUCCGCAUCUGUGCCACUGUCCUCAAGGGCACCAGCCGUAAGUUCCACAUACGACGCUGGCCUUACCGGAAGGUUAGGAGCAUUGACAGCCAGAUCGCCAAGCUGAGAAGGGGCAAUGGCGACCCAGCGGCCCAGAGAGAGAUAGAGAGGCUCACCGAUUACAGGAGAAGGAUUUACGCCGGUCUGGAAUGA